Molecule: messenger RNA, 549 nt
Organism: Tetrahymena thermophila SB210
Lineage: Eukaryota; Ciliophora; Oligohymenophorea; Hymenostomatida; Tetrahymenidae
Exons: 1
Source: RefSeq, a predicted model, not a curated record
AUGAAAAUAAUAAUGGGCAAAUUAUACAAAAAUAUUUAAGAUUAAAUUAGAAAAUUAAAAUGUUAAAAAAUCCAAUUUUAAAAUUUGGUUGAAAGUGCUUUAUAAUUGCUAUGGAAAAAAUAAUAAGCUUUUUUAUAAUAAAAUGAGUUUUAAAUGUUUAUCUUUUUUGAAAAAAAAACAAAGUAAUAAAAAUGUCAAAAGAUUUGUUCUUGUAUUAGAGCUUAACUUAAGAAAAGAGUUAAUUUAUUUUUGCAAUUAUUAAUUAAAUUGGAUACGUUAGUGGAGUUUGUAGAAGGAAAAUAAUCACUGGAAAUUAAUAAUAAUCAAUAAAUUAUGAAUGGAGAAACUUUCAAGUAUAUUUAAGCUGAAAAUUUAAAUGAAAGAUUAGAUAUAUUGUUUGGCAUUAAAUAGAUAGAGCAAAAUGAUGAAUAUAUAAUUAAAAUCCAUUGUUAAAUUAAUAGAGAUAUAUCAAAGAAGCAAUAGUUGGAUACGGAUAGAGAGUAUUAGAAAGGAGUGUAAAAAUGUAUGAAAUAAUUAAUUAAAAGAUGA